Molecule: messenger RNA, 2877 nt
Organism: Pygoscelis adeliae (Adelie penguin)
Lineage: Eukaryota; Metazoa; Chordata; Aves; Sphenisciformes; Spheniscidae
Gene: FANCE
Product: Fanconi anemia, complementation group E
Biological process (GO): interstrand cross-link repair
Cellular component (GO): Fanconi anaemia nuclear complex
Molecular function (GO): metal ion binding
Source: RefSeq, a predicted model, not a curated record
AUGCGGGCUUCUCCGGCUGGCAGGAAUUUUGCCCGCGGAUCCUGUCGAUGGGGCCAAAACUGCCGCUUCUCGCACGACAGAAAGUCAGCCCAGAUCUGCAGGUACUUCCAGAGCGGGUUUUGCAGCUAUGGAGAGCGGUGCAGCUACCAUCGCAUCCAAGAAGAGCCGGUGCCAGUGGGGACCCGCUAUGGCCCCGUGCCCACCCAGCCCCCCAGCCGCUGGGGCUCGGAGCCCGGCCGUGUGCCUGCAGCAGUGGCCCGGGGCUGGGGGGGAGCCCGGCGCAGCUCAGCCCACCCUGUCCCCAGCAUGACGCACGUGGCCUUCAAGUUCCCAAGCGUGGAGGUCCCCACGGAGCUGGGCGCUGCGGCAGCCCCGGUCUCCACCGCAGUGCUGAGGGCCCGGAGCGAGGCCGUGGUAUGUGGCAUCUGCAUGGACCGAGUAUACGAGAAGCCGCUGCCGGAGGAGCGGCUUUUUGGGAUCCUCCCGAACUGCCGCCAAUCGCAAGUGCGUCACAGCCGGGACUUCCAGAGUGCGGUCAUCAAGGCCUGCCCGGAGUGCAGGGUCACCUCCAGUUACUACAUCCCCCACAAAUACUGGGUCUCGGACGUGGGUGAGAAGGAGAAGCUCAUCGAAACCUUCAAGGCGCGGACGGGGAAAAUCAGGUGCAAGUUCUUUGCCCGGAACCGCGGCCGCUGCCCGUUCAAGUCGGACUGCAUCUACCUGCACGAGCUCAAACCGCGUCUGCUGCUGCUCCCCGUCAUAUGCCAGAGAAACCUCUUCUCCCUGCUCCUCGUGAUGCAAGCUGCGAUGCCAGGGGGCUGCCUUGGCCGGCUGCUCCAGGCCAUGGAGCAGGAUUCCCACGUGGAUCCCUGGGUGCGGACACUGGGGGAUCUGCUCCGGCAGGGAGCGAGGGGAGAAGAGCGCUCCCCACCUCCUGUUCCCUUGUCUUCUGCAUGCCAGCAGCAGCUUAGGUGUCUGUGCUGGAAAGUUGCCCAGAACAAACCAGAGGGGCGAAGAAAGCUGAACUGGUGCUUCAGCGAGCAGCCCGGUGCCGCUGGGGACGUGGCUGACUCUGUGCUUCAAGGUGGGAAGCGCAAGAAAGUGUCGGAGGAGAGCCUGGAGUUGGAUGAGGAGAGAGAGGGGAAGAGGUUGCUGCUAGAGGAGGUGGCGUUUGACCUCCCGGGAACCCAGGAGGGUGGGGAUGCAGCAGGGGUGGAAGAGGAGGAGCCUGGGGAGACUUCGGGGGACAGAUCUGCUCAGAACCUGGCCGGAGCUGCUCUGGAAAGCUCCCAGCAGGAUGUGGCUGGGGAGCCCAGGAAGAUUUCCCAGGCAGAGCUGGCAGCGGAGGUCCAGUCCUUUCUCCAGGUGCAUGGACCGAGGCUGAAAAUGCUGCUGCAGAAGGAGGCCAACCACUCAGAGCUGAGCAUCCCGCCUGAGCUGCACAUCCUGAACAACUGCUCUCCCGGCCAGCUCGAGGGGCUGUGCUCCUUCCUCCAGCUCUCCACGUGCCCGGAGCACCUCCUGGUGUGUUUCUGCAGCUGGCUGCUGGCGCUCACCCCCGACCUCAGCUACACAAGCGCAGCCAUCCUGGCAGAGCAGCUCUUUCUCAGGCGAGUCCUGUCCCUCACCCAGCCGCCCUCCCGCCACCUCAUGGCUGCCCUCGCUUCAUUUUGCUCCAAGUAUUCCCAGCCCUUCUGUCGAGUCCUGGUGGCUGCGGUCCUGCAGGAGCCAGGGGAAGGUGCUGAGCAGACCAAGCUGGUGUGCGAGCUUGUGGAGGAGUGCCUGGAGCCAGACUCUGUGAGACUGGUGCUAAGCCAGGUCCUGGAGGUGCCUUUGUCAGAGAAGCUCCUGCCAGUGGCGCAGGCUGUGCUGGGGCGGCAGGAGGUGCUGCCCCCUGAGCUCUUCGAUCUCCUGGUCCUGACUCUGUGCCGGCAGGCCCCAGCCUUUGCCGCGUCGCUGAAUUACGCCAAGCUGGUGACGGCCGUGCUCACCAUGUACCAAAGCCAAGUCACCCCAGCCCACCGGAGCCGUCUGGCUGCCGCUCUGGAUCAGAGCAAUGCAGCUCUGAAGAAAUCGCUGCAGGCCGUGCUGGAAGGAGCCAGGGAGCAGCAGGCAGAGCUGGCUGGGCUCCCCACAUCUCCGGAUGAAGGGAGGAUGACCAGUCCCCAGGGGCACCCAGAUGGGGUUUUGGUCAGGAGCGAGCAGAGCGUGGAGUGCAUCGGCGAGGUGCCAGGCAGGGACAGGCAGGAGCUGGCUGUGCGCACUGGGGCCAGUGGCAGGACUGAGGAAGAUGCAGAAACGCUGGAGGAGCCGCUGCUGAGUUUCCCCAGCGAGCUCUUGGUGCUGGAGAGACUAGGCUUGCACAGGGUGGCUUUGACAGAGCAGGACGUGGAGGCAGCCUUUGCCCAUCUCGCCCUGGCUUUUCGCUGUGACACAUUCACCCUGCAGCAACGGGUGCAGGUGGAGAAACGGGCACGGGACGCGGCGGAGGAAAACAUCCAGGAGGAGCUGGGGCAGUGCCGGGCUGCCCUGGAGGAGGCCCGGAUGAGCCGAGCAGCGGAGGUGAUGGUCCAGCACGUGGAGAACGUGAAGCGGCACCACAUGAGCGAGUUGGACCUGCAGGGCCAGGGCAGCACCGUGACCAGGGAGCCGGCGGCCGAGGCAGAUGGCAGAGGCUCAAGUGCAGGGGACGAGGAGCCGGAGCAGCUUGGGCUGACGUCCAAGGGGUCCCCGACGGAGCUGUGGCGGCCAUGGCUCUUCCUCCCGCCGAACUACUGGGUUUUCUUCUGGCUGCUUCUCCUGAGCAUCGCCUUCCUCCUCCUUGUCCGCGUCCUGGAGCUGCAGCGGCUGCAGCCUGCGGCAUCACCCAAGGCCUAG